Nomia melanderi (Alkali bee) is the source of this 937-nucleotide messenger RNA. Its product is annotated as protein G12-like. Lineage: Eukaryota; Metazoa; Arthropoda; Insecta; Hymenoptera; Halictidae. The record is from RefSeq and is a predicted model, not a curated record.
GCGGUAAACAGUACUUCAGGCGUGAUAGAAUACGGGAGAAAAGUUUAACCGAUAUCUAAUCUCUCCGAGCUGAUUAAAUUUGCACGGUAUAUAAAUCACAACACCGACGGAUGUGGCAUCAAGUUCCUCCGAGGUUCAACGGCGAACGGUUCAACAGACCCAAGAUGAAAUUCGCAGUGGUAGCUUUGGCCAUUCUGGCGGUGGCCAGUCCCCUGAAUGCCUACAAGAUCCCAGCCACGGGCUCAGGAGAGCUCGCCAAGGAUGUGCAAGAUAUCCUGGACCUGAUCCCAUUGGACAAGGUUGUCAGCGUCGUCAGAGCGUACAUCGCCCAAGACAAACAGGUCCAGGCGCUGCUGAAGAUCGCGACAUCGGCCGAUUCGGUGGCAUACAUCAAGGAACUCGAAUCUUACCCGGAGUUCAGGGAGAUUGCGGACUUUGUACAAAAACGUGGCCUUGAUAUCUACCUUUGCAUAAACGAACUGAACAAGUCCCUGAAUCUGGGCCCCUUCGUGGCGUACACCAGCUACAAGAUCACUGGUGGAAUCGCCGGUCUCAAGAAAGACCUGCUCGAUCUGCUGCCAGCGGAGGAGAUACUGCGUGUGGCCCAAGAUAAAAUGGAGAACUCCAAAGUAGUGAAGGAACUCAUCGAAGAGGUAACUUCGCCCAAAUACAAAGCACUGUACAACUUAAUGGUCAACAGCAGCAACGUAAGGAAGCUGCUUUCGGCGUCCGAAAGAGCCGGUAUCGCACGAGAAGAUUUCCAGGUGGGAUACAUGGUUGUUCUUACUGCCCACGUCAUUCGCAGCCUCCACUAAACGCUGAGAACAUUCUGAGAUUGUUGUCAUGAUGCUCCGAAUAUGAUUUGCUCGUACGAAACUGUUGUUUGAAUCUUUAAAGUUGUUAUUAUCAUAGAGAAAUAAAUAUUUAUUGCGCAAUA